Molecule: messenger RNA, 3178 nt
Organism: Seriola aureovittata
Lineage: Eukaryota; Metazoa; Chordata; Actinopteri; Carangiformes; Carangidae
Gene: ganc
Product: glucosidase, alpha; neutral C
Exons: 25
Coding region: 167-2884 (905 amino acids)
Biological process (GO): N-glycan processing; carbohydrate metabolic process
Molecular function (GO): alpha-1,4-glucosidase activity; carbohydrate binding
Source: RefSeq, a predicted model, not a curated record
UCCUGUGUGUGGCCGCCGUCCGUACGGUUGUUUGACUCUGUCAGCGUCUGGGAGAGAGUUUCCACAGAGAAGUAAUGUAGUUAAUGCUCAGACCAGAAGACCACGAACGGCUGGUGUCUAUUUUUAUUUUAUUUUAUUUCAUUUAAUUCCUCCAUGUUGGCUCGAAAUGGCGGGAGUGAGCCAAACCGUUAUUAGUGUCGUCCCUGACGAUGAAGGGAAAGAAAAGUUCAAGAACAGUAGCCAUGUCGCUUUCUACAGGCGACAGAUGCAGGGUCCGAACCUGCAGCACCGAGCCCUGUUGGACACCAUGGUGCUCACAGAGAAAGGGGCUCGUUUUGAACUGUUGGAGCCCGACACUCAGACCAGACUUCUUCUCUCUGUGUCUCCUUGCAAAAACGACUCUGUAAGGAUUCUGAUAGAUGAACUCCAGCCCGUUAAAGCCCGCUACCGAGUUCCAGAUGUGGUAACCGGGGAACCGCAGUGUGAACGGUUGAGAGUGGAGACACGCACUCAGGACUCCGUCACCCUCUCUUGGUGUUCAGGACGUCAUCAGGUCCGUGUGUGGCAUUUUCCCUUCCGCGUGGAGAUCCUGUGCGAAGAUGAAGCGAUGGUUACGUUCAACCCUGAAGGCAAGCUGUGGUUUGAGACGCUGCGGGACCCACCCAGCUCCACAUCUCACGAGCUUCAAGAGGACCCCCCGAGUUUAUUGUGGAAAGAGACGUUCAGGAACUUUGUGGAUAUCAAAGCUAAUGGUCCCAGCAGCGUCGGGGCGGACGUCCGUCUUCACGGGUUCAGUCAUGUGUUCGGUCUUCCAGAACACGCCGACGGCCUGCAGCUCAGAGACACCAGAGAUGGGGAACCUUACCGGCUGUAUAACCUGGACGUCUUUGCCUACGACGUGUACAGUCGCCGCGGCCUGUACGGCUCCGUGCCUCUCGUGGUGGCUCACAAACCCGACAGGACUCUGGGUGUGUUUUGGCUGAACGCAUCAGAGACUUUUGUGAACGUACAUUACGGUCCCACUGACCCCCAGGGCGACCAAUCACCCCCAGCAAAGAGGAGGCAGAUGCCGCCUCACACUGACGUCCACUGGCUGUCGGAGAGUGGCGUGAUUGACUGUGUGGUUCUGCUCGGGCCCGGUCCACAGCAGCUCUUCAGCCAGUACGCUCAGCUGACAGGAUAUCAAGCCCUGCCCCCCCUGUUUGCCCUCGGGUACCACCAGUGCCGCUGGAACUACCGCAAUGAAGCCGAUGUGAAGGCCGUGGACGCUGGAUUUGAUCGCCACGACAUCCCUUACGAUGUCAUCUGGCUGGACAUUGAGCACACGGACGGGAAGCGUUAUUUCACAUGGGACCCCGUUCUAUUUCCCGACCCGGCCGGCCUGCAGCGCCACCUGGAGAAGAAGAAAAGGAAACUGGUUGUUAUAAAUGAUCCCCACAUCAAAGCUGAUCCUGAUUGGUCGCUGUACCGUGAAGCCAGGGAUGGGGGACAUUUCGUCAGGAACAGAGAGGGACAGCUUUACCAGGGCUCCUGUUGGCCAGGUGAAUCCUGUUACCUCGAUUUCAGCAGCCCAGCCACUCGAGCGUGGUACUCCAGGUGCUUCAGCCUGGAUAAAUACAAAGGAUCCACGCCGUCGUUAUUUGUGUGGAACGAUAUGAACGAACCGUCUGUGUUCGACGGGCCGGAGCAGACGAUGCCCAAGGACGCAGUGCAUUAUGGGGGCUGGGAACACAGGGAACUGCACAACCUGUACGGCUUUUACCAGCACAUGGCCACAGUGGAGGGUCUGGUAACUCGCUCGGGCGGCUCAGAGAGACCCUUCGUCCUGUCGCGCUCCUUCUUUGCCGGGUCACAGAGACUUGGAGCAAUAUGGACGGGGGACAACGUCGCCAGCUGGGAGUAUCUGAAGAUCUCGAUUCCAAUGCUCUUGUCUCUCAGUGUGGCGGGCGUGGUGUUCUGUGGAGCCGAUGUCGGUGGGUUUAUUAAGGAUCCGGAUCCAGAGCUGCUGGUGCGCUGGUACCAGGCGGCCGCCCUGCAGCCGUUCUUCCGCGGCCACUCCGCAAAUGUGACGAAGCGCCGGGAGCCGUGGCUGUUUGGAGAGGAGGUCACCGCUGCGAUCCGCGCCGUAAUCCAACAGAGGUACUGUCUGCUGCCCUACUGGUACACUCUGUUCCACCAGGCCCACACCUCUGGUCUGCCUCCCCUCAGACCUCUGUGGGCGGAGUUCCCGAGAGAGCAGAGCACCUUCGCUGUGGACGACCAGUAUAUGAUCGGAGGAGCGCUGCUGGCCUGUCCCGUCACUGAAGCAGGUCUUCAAGAAGCCAAAGUGUUACUUCCUGGAUCUGGUGAGAUCUGGUAUGAUGUCCACUCUGCGAAGGCGUACGAAGGAGGCAAGACGCUGAGUCUUCCUGUCACCCUGGACACAGUCCCUGUGUUCCAGCGUGGCGGCACGGUGGUCUGCAGGUCGACAGGAAGCGGCUCCUGUACGGCCGAUUUCCAGCAGCUGCCGCUCGCCAUCACCGUGGCGCUAAACUCCCAGCGUGCAGCUGACGGGGAGUUGUACCUGGACGACGGCCGCUCCUUCAGCUACCGCGACAGACGGGCCUUCUGCCGGCGCAGGUUCAGCAUGCAGUCCGGCCGGCUGCUCUGCCGCCCUGCCGCCGAGGACGGAGCGUUUGACUGUGACGCUGUCGUGCGCUCGGUCGCCGUCCUGGGAGUCAGGACCAAACCGUCCGCUGUGACUGUGCACGUGUCAGGUGCUAGAGACUCACCUGCUGCAUUUCAGUUCCUGGACACCUGCCGCUCGCUGACGGUGAGCAACCUGAACCUGAGAGUGGCGAUGGACUGGGACAUACAGAUCACUGCGAACGUGUCCCUCCGCUGAAUUUGUUGUUUCAGACGACAGGAGGAGAAUGGCAGGUUAUAUUAAUCGGCAACAUUAUUUUUAAAUGGCAAAUGUAAUUACUUGACAGAGUUAAAUGAAGACUCGUCUAAUGCUGCGGGUUCGACAUGCAGCGCUCCACAAUUCUGCUUUUAUUAUUUUACCCUUUUUUCUUUUGGAGCAUUUUAAAGAAAACCCCUAAAACAUAUUGUACAAUCCCUCCAUUUACUUCUGCUUCACUGAGAACUGUACUUAAAAAAACACAUUAAUAAAGUGACAAACCAGGGAGAAAAAGAG